AUGAUUUAUCGGCUAUAUCCUCUUUUCUCCAGACCUUUUUCCAAAUUUGCCCGAAUUUCAGAAUACAGCCAUCUCCCACGAAAAAUUGCAUAUAACCUGGAAGCUAUUUCAAAGCUCGACACAUCCAAUCCCAAGAAUGCUUCCAAACUCCUUAAGCUUCUCCAAGAUACAGACCUCAAUUUGGCAAUUAUACAAGAUAUCUCAGAUUUGUCUGAUUUGUAAUCUGGAGCUGACUUUCAAGCUCUAAAAUUGAAGCUUUGAGCAAUCCAUACAGAUGCUCAAUCUACACAGAGAAAAAAGAAAAAGAAAAGUCUCGCCCUUCCUAAGGUAGAUUUUGCCACAUUACCUGCAAUUAGGCUAGUUUCUUCCAAAUUGAUCUCAAUUAUUGAAAACUACGACUUCAAAUCUCUUAUAAAAAUCAUAAGGGAAUGCUCCCACUUCAAUAUCAUGAACGAAGAACUAUGACAAGCCUUCGAAAAAAGCAUUAUGACUACCCAUUACAACUCAAUUGACUCUAAAAAUAUUUAUGGCGUCGUCCAAGUCUUUUCAACAUCCAGAAAAGGCUCUCCAGAAUUUUGGAAUAAAUUAGAAGAGAUUAUUGUUGAAAGAGUAUGCCCACUGCACAGCAUGAGAGCAAGCACUGUUGCCGUCAUCAUGUACGCAUUUAAAAAGCUCCAUAAGCUCAAUGAAAAGAUUUUACUUAUUUUAGAGCAGCAAGUAUUGAGAACUUCAGAUGAAUUAGAUGGGGUAGAUGCAAGCAGGAUUUUAUAUACAUUUGCACAGCAUAAACUAGGGAGUGAUGAUCUUUAUAGAGGGUUAAUUAAAAGGAUUGAAGAAACAACAAAGGGAAUGACAGCUUAUGAUUUCACGAUAAUUUUGUCGGGGCUUGUGAAAGCGAAUAAAGGAAACCCGAAGAUUUAUAGUGAUAUUGAAAAUCUGUUGAUAACAAAAGGGAAAAAAGAUAUAACAAUUCAAAAUGUUUCAGGGAUUUUAAAUGCAUAUGCGAGGUACAUGAGUCCAAAAUUGUUAGAGCAAAAGACAGAUUUCUUAAACCAGCUGAGAGAUGUUUUGGUUCAAUUCAAGUCCAAACUAAAAUACGAAGCUGAUUUGACUAUUUUGCAUAUUAUUUAUGGGCUUAAUCAUCUAAACAUAAAUGAUAACGAAGAGUUAUCUAAAAUUUUGUUAGAUAUAGUCAAAGAAAGAAAUAUAAAAUCCAAGCCUGAAUUCCAAAACUUCCUUAACUCCCCCCCCCCCCCUCCGUGAGCGAACAAAAAAAUUUUGUUCGCUCACGGAGGGGGUUAAUUUUGUUUUUUAAAAAAAAUUUAUAUAUAAAUUUUAUAAAAAAUAUUUUUUUCGAAAUUUUAAAAAAAUCCCUAAUUUGCAAAAAUUGGGAAGCAAAUAUUAAUUUAAAUUUGCAAAAUUUAUGUUUUUUAAAACGCAAUUUGUUUAAAAUUAAACAGAAUUAGCUCUAGAUUUCAUUAUACUAAUUAUCACUUAUAUAUCCAAAUUUUUUUCCAUUAAAAUUUUUUCUAUUAAAAAAAUUUUUGUUCACUCACGGAGGGUGGGUUUUUGGUCAAAAAAUGGCGAUUUUUCUAAUGGUUUUGUUCGCUCACGGAGGGGGGGGGGGGAGUAAGGACAUAAAUAAAUACUUAAAAUAA
Blepharisma stoltei is the source of this 1658-nucleotide messenger RNA. NCBI's taxonomy places the organism in Eukaryota, Ciliophora, Heterotrichea, Heterotrichida, Blepharismidae. The record is from the annotation of a GenBank genome assembly.